This is a messenger RNA of Mugil cephalus (flathead mullet), 3219 nucleotides long. Its product is annotated as ankyrin repeat domain-containing protein 13C-like. Gene Ontology annotation, cellular component: cytoplasm. Gene Ontology annotation, molecular function: protein binding. The coding region runs from base 413 to 1975 and encodes 520 amino acids. The record is from RefSeq and is a predicted model, not a curated record. The transcript is spliced from 13 exons. Lineage: Eukaryota; Metazoa; Chordata; Actinopteri; Mugiliformes; Mugilidae.
UGGUACCGCCUGAAUUUUGCCGCAAAGCCAACUGAGUCGAUACCAUUUUAAAACGUGUAUCCGAGAGGCGAUGGAGGAGGCAACGAUGUAGCGGUUCGUUCUAAUCCUAAACCAUAUGUUGUUUUAGUGCGUGUCUGUUCUGUUUUGUUUUGUAUUAAUUUCUGUUUUCAUCGCCGCACCCACCAUAUUAUUUUUAUUGUGAGCUAGCUAGCUAACGUUUGGUGGUAGCAGGUGCACUGUUAUUUGUAUCAUAGAGAACAAUCGUCUACGAGAAAGCGUUGGCUUUAAUAACCGAGGAGCUCAACUGAAUUUAAAUAUUUGUCGAUUUGCUAAUGCUGACCGGCUUUCAAAUUUGCGCCUCAUCUUUACCAGCCUAGUAAAUUAGUUCCCCUGGCAACGUACGGUAGUCAUUAUGACAGGUGAAAAGAUACGCACCGUGCGGAAGGACCACAACAAAGCAAACAAAAAUGACGAGAUACUGGACACGUACGACGAGACCUCUAACGGGACUAUUCCCAACGGCACCGGUAACCAUUACAAGUCCAACAAGGCUUUCCAGAAAUCAGCCAAGACCUCGGCGCUGCAACAGCAACUCAACGCGAACAACAUCAACGACAACUCUUCAAUUGGCACCAUUGUCAAUGAUAACAACAAAAAUCCAAUUAUCCUGACAACUGAAGGCUUGGAGUUCCCCGUGCAUGAAUGUGUGUUCAAGGGAGACGUGCGUCGCCUCUCCUCUCUCAUCAGGACCCACAGCAUCUCUCAGAAGGAUGUACACGGGAACACACCUCUUCACCUGGCUGUGAUGCUGGGCCACAAAGAGUGUGCUCUCCUCCUGCUGGCCCACAAUGCACCCGUCAAGAUAAAGAACGCACAGGGAUGGAGUCCUCUAGCAGAAGCCAUCAGCUAUGGGGACAGGCAGAUGAUCACAGCAAUUCUGCGGAAGUUAAAGCAGCAGUCGAGGGAGAGUGUGGAGGACAAGAGGCCAAAAUUGCUGAAAGCUCUCAGGGAGCUUGGUGACUUUUAUCUGGAGCUGCAUUGGGAUUUCCAGAGCUGGGUGCCUUUACUGUCCCGAAUGCUGCCAUCGGAUGCUUGUAAAAUCUAUAAACAGGGCAUCAAUAUCAGACUCGACACCACUCUGAUAGACUUCACCGAUAUGAAGUGUCAGCGCGGAGAUCUCAGCUUCAUUUUCAACGGCGACGCCGCGCCCUCCCAGUCCUUCGUGGUUCUCGACAACGAAGCGAAGGUGUACCAGAGAAUACACCACGAGGAGUCAGAGAUGGAGACGGAGGAAGAGGUGGAUAUUCUGAUGAGCAGCGACGUCUAUUCUGCAACUCUGUCCACCAAGUCCAUCACUUUCUCUCGUAGUCAGAUCGGCUGGCUCUUCAGGGAGGAUAAGACAGAGAGGGUCGGAAACUUCGUGGCUGACUUCUAUGCAGUGAACGGUCUGGUGCUGGAGUCGCGCAAACGGCGCGAGCACCUGAGCGAAGAGGACAUCCUGAGGAACAAAGCCAUCAUGGAGAGCUUGAGUAAAGGCGGCAGCAUCAGCGAGCAGAAUUUCGAGCCCGUGAGGAGACAGUCCCUCACAGCUCCAGCCCCCAAUACAAUUUCAUGGGAAGAGUACAUAACCGCAGAGCACGGAAAGCCACCUCAUCUUGGCAGAGAGCUCGUGUGUAAGGAAAGCAAGAAGAACUUCAAAGCUACUGUAGCCAUGAGCCAGGAUUUCCCUCUAGGCAUCGAGUCGUUACUGAACGUGUUGGAGGUCAUAGCCCCGUUCAAGCACUUCAACAAGCUCAGAGAGUUUGUCCAGAUGAAACUUCCACCCGGGUUUCCAGUCAAGCUCGACAUCCCCGUCUUCCCCACCAUCACGGCGACCGUCACCUUCCAGGAGUUCCGCUACGACGAGUUUGACGAGUCCAUUUUCUUCAUCCCCGCCGAGUACAAAGAAGAUCCCAGUCGCUUCCCAGACCUCUAACGUGGAAACGCGCCCGACCCAAACAGGAAGCGGUCAGAGAGCGUGAGAGGAUGGAGGCAGAAAUGGUUUUACUGUGUGUGUAUAUAUAUAUUGGGGGGAAAAAAAGGGGGGAGUGUCAUAUUGGACAGUUGUUCAUUUCAUGGAUCCAGAGCAAAUCAAUGCAAGCAGAUGUUACAGAGCGCCAUCCCACGUAUAGAUGCGUUCUGGCAGUCGUUUUUUUUGUGAAAUGAGUGAUGGCUUUCGUUGUACCUGCUGUUCACUGACCGAGCGGUUUAAACUUUAAACCGGCCGCUCCGUGCUGCUGCUCCCUACUGUGAAACAUGUCAGACGACACAGAGCGGACUCUUCCACCGUCACCAUCUCAUUCCUGAAACUGCACUGACGCCUUCGCCUGUAAAUAAUUCAUGUCUCAUCUGGAAUUCAAAGAGAAUCACACAUAUAGCUAUAGCUUCAAACUGAGCUUAAUAUCCAUUUAUAUAUAUUCUGUAUUAUUUAUAUAUAAAUAUAUAUAUAUAUAUAUAUAAAAACUCAAAGGAGCAACACUGUGUAGCAAUACAUUUCCAGUACUUAAGAAUGUUUUUAAAUCAGCUGGGACAAGGUUUAGCUUAAACACACAUUCUUAACAGUUCGAUAUCCGAGCCUUCUCCCGUGUGCAGGACGCAGUCUCCUGUAUUUUCAGGUUCAGCUCAUGUUACCUCUCGGCCGCCUCCAUGUCCGUCGUGAUAGUAUGACUUUCUGUGCUCAGCGUGAGUGAAUAACUGUACUGUAUCGGGGAUUGUUGUGUGUACGUUUGUGUGUGGGAGAACCCAGAUGGGAUAUCAGGUAAACUUAGUUUAACACUGCACUGAUGUUAAGUAUAUUUAAGGCAUGCUAUGGCUGUGUUGGGCCCCUGGAUCACAUGCGUCUUUCUUUCAGCUAUAUUCUCUUUGUUAAAUUACCCGCAGACUCACUGGUAUUUAGAUUAAGUAAAAAAAAAAUGAAGAUUAUAACACUAACACCUUUUAGUGUUUAUAAAUUCUCCACUUGAUGGUAGUCUGCGUUUUUCUUUUUUUUUUAAAUAUAUAUUAUAUAUAUAUAGAAAACCAAGGGGAUGGAACUAAGCUGUGAAGUUUAUAUUACUGGAUAUCCCAACUGUCCAGAGAGGAAAUAUUCUUUGAGAUCAUUUGAGGUGUCUGCUUCAGCUAAUAUGUACCGCAACCAUACACAUCCCUUUAAAUAAAGCACCAGCAUCAUGUUUCAACUGA